Messenger RNA from Capsella rubella, 1055 nucleotides. Its product is annotated as protein FATTY ACID EXPORT 1, chloroplastic. The record is from RefSeq and is a predicted model, not a curated record. Gene Ontology annotation, cellular component: membrane. The transcript is spliced from 6 exons. Bases 164 to 826 code for a protein of 220 amino acids. Lineage: Eukaryota; Viridiplantae; Streptophyta; Magnoliopsida; Brassicales; Brassicaceae.
UCACGAUUGUCCGAUCAGCAUCGUCUGAGUCCUUAACGCCGGCUGGAUCACAAAAACAAAAAUUCAACAACUCCAUCUCUUGUGCUCACCACGCUCCAUUCCCUCAAAUUCGAGUCUCCCUUUGACUGUUCACUUCAAUUUUUACCAGUCUCAGAUCUCGACGAUGGCUACACAAAUCUCUCAGCUUGCUUCUUUCUCAUCCACCAAUCGUCAAUUUCUUCACUUCCAUAGCCCAUCUUUGAAGCUUCGUCCCCAGUCUUUUGUAGUUAGAAGCGUUGAUGGGAAUAGCUCAGAAACACCAGCGUCUCUUAGCUAUACAGCUGAGGUUCCUAAGCCUAUUGUUGAGAAUACAUCCACACCUUUUUCCACAGUGGAUGAAACUGCUACCAAUAAAGACAUUAUUACAGAGCCAGUAGAGGCUACACAACCAAUUAGAGCAGCAAAGAUCCACGACUUCUGUUUUGGCAUUCCUUAUGGUGGUCUCGUUAUGAGUGGAGGGCUUCUUGGGUUUGCGUUUUCACGAAAUCUUACAAGUCUAAGUACUGGUGUCCUCUAUGGUGGUGGCCUUCUUGCCCUUAGUACAUUGAGCUUAAAGAUUUGGCGACAGGGAAAAUCUAGUUUUCCUUAUAUACUAGGACAAGCAGUGCUGUCAGCUGUCGUCUUCUGGAAGAACUUCACAGCUUAUUCUAUGACUAAGAAGCUGAUUCCUUCCGGGCUUUUUGCUUUCGUCAGUGCUUGCAUGUUGUGUUUCUAUUCAUAUGUGGUGCUCUCUGGAGGAAACCCACCUCCAAAGAAAUUGAAACCAUCUGCUAGUCCUUCAUACUGAAGGGACUUCUCCUAGGUUAGAUUUUAAAAAACGGAGAUCUUCUCUCUAUUAAUGACUCUGGUAUGUUGGGUUCCUGGUGUAAUUUUAUACUUUUACGAGUUGAUAUACUUUUUUGUGACUUGUUCUUACCAGUGUCAUCAAGUUUUGUUUUUCCUACUUGUGCUGUUGUGAGCCUAUGAUUGUCUAUACUCUUAAGCUAAGUGUCAUAUUCUAAAGUUUUAUUCUUACU